Geodia barretti is the source of this 2211-nucleotide messenger RNA. Lineage: Eukaryota; Metazoa; Porifera; Demospongiae; Tetractinellida; Geodiidae. The record is from the annotation of a GenBank genome assembly.
AUGUUGCGUAUCUACAACACCCUGACGAAAAACGUCGAGGAGAUCCGACCGAUGACGCCUGGCAAGGUCUCGAUGUACACCUGCGGGCCGACGGUGUACCGGUAUGCGCACAUCGGCAACCUGCGCACCUAUUUGAUGGCGGACUGGAUCCGGAGGAUCCUGAUCUCCGACGGCAACGAGGUCUACCACAUCAAGAACAUUACCGAUGUGGGGCACAUGCGGCAGGAGCUGGCGGAGGCCGGCGGCGACAAGAUGAUCAUGGCUGCUCUGGCGGAAGGCAAGUCCCUCCAGGAGAUCGGCGAAUUCUACGCGGACGUGUUCUGGCAGGACGAGGAACGGAUCAACAUACUUCCGGCCCACGUUUUCCCCUGGGCCUCCCACCACAUCCCAGAGAUGCUGGAGAUGGUGGGAACGCUGAUGAACAAGGACGCGGCGUACGAGGCGGGCGGAAACAUCUACUUCGACGUGAACAGCUACCCCGAAUACGGCAAGCUGUCGCGCAACUUCGGCGGCGACCUGCUGGAAGGAGUGCGGGCGGAAGCGGACCCGCUGAAGCGUGAUCCCAGGGACUUCACGCUCUGGAAAGCGGCAGAGCCGGGACGGGACGUGAAGUGGGACAGCCCAUGGGGCGAAGGGUUCCCAGGCUGGCACAUCGAAUGCUCGGCGAUGGCGCACAAGUACCUGGGAGAGCGGUUCGAUAUUCACACUGGCGGCGUCGACAACGUUUUCCCGCAUCACGAGGACGAGAUCGCGCAGAGCGAAGGCACGUUCGGCGGUCAGCACGUGAACUACUGGGUGCACGGCCAACAUCUGUUGGCGGACGGGGCCAAGAUGGCCAAGUCGGCCGGCAACGUGUUCACCGUCGAGGAUCUUACCUCGCGGGGAUUCGACCCGUUGGCGUUCCGGUACCUGUGCAUGACGGUGCGUUACCGUCACCGUAUGAAUUUCACCUUCACAUCGCUGCGUGCGGCGGAAAAAGCGCUGACCGGCCUGCGGAACCGUAUCUGGGUGUGGCGCAACGUCUCCGGCAACGGCUCGUCUCCCCACGCGGUGAGCAGCGAAGCCGAAGCAUGGCGUGGCAAAUUCUGGGACGCGAUCCACAACGACCUGGACCUGCCGACGGGCCUGGCGAUCACGUGGGCGAUGGCACGGUCGGACAUUUCGCCGGCGGACAAGCUGGAACUGAUCCUCGAUUUCGAUCGCGUCUUCGGUUUGGACCUAGCCGAGGUCCCUGAACGCUACGAGAUCGGAUCACAAAAUAAUGAAACUAUGGAGCGCAGGGCCGCGCUGCGGCAGCAGGCGGCGUACAACGACGCUGACGCGCUGCGAUCGCAGAUGACGGAAAGCGGCAUGGUCGUUGAGGACGCGGGGGUUGCGACGCGGGUGCGUCCUCAGACACCUCUCGAGCUGCAAGAAUCGCGGUGGUCGUCGGUGUCCGCAUCGCGCGAAGUGCCGUCGCUGCUGGAUGAGCCGGACCUGUACGACUUCACCUUCCUGGUGAACGCCUACGACUAUGUGGACGACGUGCGGCGAUGCGUACAGGCGGUGCUACGAUACACGGGCGGCGCCUCAGCCGAAGUGAUCGUGGUGGACAAUGGCUCCACGGACGGCACGGCGGACUACCUGGAAGAGGCGCAGGCUGAACACUCCAACUUGCGGGUGAUCCACUGCGACCACGUGGUGGGCGACGCCGCCGGCAAGAACAUCGGGUUGAAGCAGGCGCGCGGCCGAUUCAUCGUGCUGCUGGACGCGUCGACCGAGGUGGUUGGCGAUAUCCUUUCCUCCGUGGCCGAACACCUGGGGGACAACACUAUCGGGGUGUUUGGUCCUUACGGGCUGACAACCGACGACAUGCAGCACUUCCACGAGGAAGUGGAACGGGGCGACGCGGACGCGAUGCAGGCGUACUGCAUGGCGUUCCGGCGGGCCGACCUGCCCAAGGUGGGCUUGAUGCACGAGUCGUUCCGGUUCUACCGGAACCUGGACAUCGACUACUGCUUCCAGUUCAAGAACGCUGGAUACCGGGUAGUUUGCGACAGCGGUUUGCCGCUGGUGCGUCACGAGCACCGGCAGUGGGAAGAGUUGGACGAGAACCAGCGGGACGAGUUGAGCCGGAAGAAUUUCGGCCGGUUCCUGAAGCGCUGGGGCAGCCGGCCCGACCUGCUGAUCAACCCCGACGCUCAGGGGUUUGACACCGGGUUCCGACACUGA